GUCUCUCUGUUCGCAGGUCUCGGACGACGAAAAGGCGUCACUGACGACAGCCAUCAGCGACGACGACGACGCCGACCGCGAGUCGCCUCUCCGCGCGCGCUCCGGCACUUCCGCCGCGAACUUCGAGUGUUUGGGUUCUGUCCGCAAAUCGGGUUUCGUUUGCGUCAAGAAAUGGUUACUAAGGAAACGCCAUUCGUUGGAAUUGGCGCGUCGGCGCGGUUGGAAGGGCUAUUGGGUGUGUCUGAAGGGCACGACUCUUCUCUUCUACAACUGCGAGUCACGUGACGGCCACGCCAUCGACGCGGCGCCCAAACACCUCAUCUUUGUGGACAACUGUCUCGUGCAGUCCGUUCCCGAACACCCGAAACGCGAUCAUGUGUUCUGUUUGUCGACGGCUUUCGGCGACGCCUACCUUCUCGACGCGCCCUGUUUGUUGGAACGCGACGCCUGGAUCGCCGCCAUUCACAGCGCGUGCGCCGCGCAAAUCGCCCGCAACUCGGGAAAGGCGGCCGUCGCGCACGUGAUCGCCGACGAGAUCGCGCGACUCGAGCGCCAGGUAGAGACGGAGGGCCGCGCGCGUCACGAGACGGAACUGUUGUUGACAUGUGUCGCCGUUGACGACCAGAAACAGCGACAGGCGCUCGUGAACGCAAUCAUGGCGUCGGAGGAGAAGAACGAGAAACAGAGAAUCGAAAUCUUUCGCCUCAAGUGCUAUCUCAGCGCAGUGGAGGCCAACGACGAGAUGCCGAAUCCCAAGACUGUGCUCUCGCUGACGAAUAGACGCACGAAAUCGCAACUCAACCGAUUGGGAGUCUUCACGGUGUCCUCUCUUCACGCCUUCAAUUGCGCCAAAAACCCCUCAAUAGUCGGAAGUCUUUUGCGGCGACAGAAGAGCGACGAGAAGGACGUCGUGUUGACGACGCGCGACGACAAACUCAUCGAAGUGGACGUCUUGAUGACGACAACCGGCGAACGACGGCGUCUCGAGGUGUCGUCGGAGUGGACGACGGAUCAGCUGCUGUUGCACCUCAUGUCGUCGCAUAGCAACGCACGCGAGUAUUACGUGUCGCAGAGCUCGCGGAUCGUGAGUCGCGGCCUUUUGUUGGGCCACUUGUCGCGCGAUUUGCUGGAAAUCAUUCCCAAAGUGUUGUUCACAGUCGAGCUUUCGCGCGACACGAAUGACGUGUUGUUCGGCUUUUCCGUCGAGUCGGAGCUCAUGGCGAGCGAUCUCUGUGUCUACGUAUCGCGGGUCGAGAGCGGAAGUAUCGCUGCGUCGCACGGAUUGCGACGUCUGGACGAACUGGUGGUCAUAAACGGCGCUCUCGUGCACGACUUGGACAUGAUGUUCGUCGAGUCGCUUCUGCAGGAGGAGUGCAACCUCUGUCUCAUGAUUCGGUCGGCGCGCGACAGCUCUCAGCAGCCCAACGACGGCGUUGUCGUAGCGGACGACACAAUAGAGACGACGGAUGACAUGAUUGAGUCGCUCGUGUGUCCGCCGCCGCCCGAAGACUCGGCGAACGCAACGCUCAUAAACAGCGAACAACUGAAAGACCUGAUUGUGCCAAAAGUGGACGCAUUUCUGCCGAAACAGAACUCCUUCUCACAACUCAUCCAUUUUCCCGCACAAAACGACGACAGCGGACGUCGUCUCGAACGACACGCGACGACACCGGCGACGACGGCAACGACUCCUUCGGACAAAAUGCGAAAAGUGGUGAAGGAAUUGGUCGAUACGGAGGUGUCGUACUGCGCGUCGCUCGAGCAGCUGUUGUCCCUGUAUUUGGAGCCGUUGUCGCGCGAGACGACACUUCUGUCGCAAACGGAUAUCGCAGUGCUUUUCGGUUCAAUCAAAGAAAUCAUUCGAAACCAAAAGCAGUUCAAAAACGAGUUGCAAUCCAUCGCUUCGGACGACAGCGGAGGCGACGGAAGCGACGCCGCGACGCCUCUCGACGUGGAGGCCAUCGCCCGCUGUUUCCUCGCGCAUUCCAACGCCUUCCGCAACUACUCGACGUUCUGCGCGUCGCACUCGCGAGCCGUCAAGUUGUUGUCCGACGAGAAGAGCGCUCAAUGUCUGCAACUCAAGGAAUGGCUGUCUCGACGCUCUUCCGGCCAAUUGGCGCAGUCUCUCGAGUCGUUUCUCAUAAAACCCAUUCAACGCGUUCUCAAAUAUCCGCUCCUUUUGUCGCAAAUGAAGUCCUUUUGUGCCAAAGAUUCGCCGCAAAGUCGACGCCUCGACGACGCGCUCAAAGCCGUCGAAAGCGUCGCCGAACACAUAAACGAAAUGCAACGCAUCCACGAGGAGUACGGCGCCAUUUUCGAGCACUUGGCCCGCAUCCAGGCGCGCGCCACCCAACAGAGCGUCGACCUCUCGCCCACAGCUCUCAUUCACGUGAACACUCUCUGCCUGUCGUCUAACGUGUCGUCUGUCGUCUAUCAGUACGGAGGCGUCCAAUGGAUUAAUUCGAUGGAGUUUUUGGGCAAAAACAGCCGCAAAGGCGUCGAACUACACUCAAUGUGUUUCGUCUUCAGACAAUUCGUGGUCUUCCUCUGCAAAGAGACGAUUCGUCGCAACAAACGACAGACGACGACAUCGGCGUCGCAGUCGCGCACAGAAGUCGAGAUAAUUCGUCACCAAACGCUGAUUCCCGUGAUUGAGGUGCAGGUGCGCGCGUCGGCGCACACGGAGACGGAACACGACUUCCGGUGGGAACUGAUUCAGCUGAAGACGAGUGCGGGCAAGCGCUCGGAGAAGAUCUACCGGUUGUCCAACAGUUCGUGCGAAUACCGGAACGCGUUUUUGCGCACAAUUCGACAGAUAAUCCGCGAAGACGUGCGACAAAUGAGUUGUCAGUUAAAGCAACAGAAGACGGCCUGCGAGGCGUCGUCUGUGGUCUCAUCGUCUGUCGUCGCCAAAGAGGACGACGCGCUGUCGUCGCAGACCGUGUCGUGCGGUCUGUGCGGGAAAGACGUGUCGAUUGGCUGUCGCUCUAAAGACCACUCCAUGACGUCAUCCAAUUUGUCGGAUUCGCCGAUUUGGAAGCGCAGACAG
Oppiella nova is the source of this 3049-nucleotide messenger RNA. The record is from the annotation of a GenBank genome assembly. NCBI's taxonomy places the organism in Eukaryota, Metazoa, Arthropoda, Arachnida, Sarcoptiformes, Oppiidae.